CUGGAAAGCAUCGACAGUUUAUUUACUUAGAUUUCACUACGAUUAAAGUAACUAUUCUAAUUUACGAAGACAAAAUGGCCGAGAAAUCCCUACCCGCUAUCACCACCGAAUCUAUAGAAGAAUCCUUGCACCGGCUCUCUAAGAAGCCCGGCGUCAAAGCAUGGCUCAUGCUCGACCGAACAAACGGCGCCGUCCUCAAGACCAACGGCCAGAUAUCCACUAUCCGACCAGCGCGAUCUCCUGCUCCAAUUGAUAACAACAAUAAGACUUCGCUGCCGCUACCGAAUCCCACCGGCGGGUCUUUCUCGACCGAUGUCAACGCCAACACCAAUAAUGAGACACAAGCCGCGCAAGAGCUCGGCAGUAUGGUCUGGACGUUCCUGACUACUGCCGGGAGCUUGGUUGACGAGAUUGACUCAGAGGAUGAACUGAAGUUACUUAGACUACGCACGAAGAAGCAAGAGCUCGUAAUCGUGCCCGAGCUCAAAUACCUACUAGUCGUUGUCCACGACACGCCUCCGGUGUAGGAUUGCGAUAUCACCUCUACACCAUUCUUCGAGUUUGAAGACUCAUAGCCUAGCUUUCGUAAGCUAGCGACUAUGACGUACACUGCAUUGGGCGGCGUUCAGGAUGGCAUUAUACCCAAGAUUGCCAGGAUGGAAUUGAUUUGAUAUGAUGGUGGGGGAGGUUAGGCUUCGAGAUCGACAACCCUAGUGUUGGAACUCUUGCUGCUUCUACACUAAUUAGGAGUUAUGUUGUUGUGGAUAUAACGCCAGAGAAUGCAAAGCCUUUUGUGCCCCGUCUACGCAAGGUACCAGCCCCAUAGAAGUCUAGCGCGUUCAUGUUGGAGGGUAUAAGAUGACGACCAAGCUGGCCUGCUGACGUUAGGUUGCAAUAUACUCAUCAAUACAGCGGAGGUUUCGAUGUCUACCACCUUGCUUUGUUGAAGACUACGCUAAAAUGUCUAAAGCUGACCUCCCACCUCA
Annulohypoxylon maeteangense is the source of this 986-nucleotide messenger RNA. RefSeq lists its product as uncharacterized. NCBI's taxonomy places the organism in Eukaryota, Fungi, Ascomycota, Sordariomycetes, Xylariales, Hypoxylaceae. The coding region runs from base 75 to 527 and encodes 150 amino acids. Gene Ontology annotation, cellular component: cytoplasmic dynein complex; cytoplasm. Gene Ontology annotation, biological process: microtubule-based movement. Gene Ontology annotation, molecular function: dynein intermediate chain binding. The record is from RefSeq and is a predicted model, not a curated record. The transcript is spliced from 3 exons.